UGUUUACAUAUAACGUUUAGUGGCAGCUCCUUUUCGUUUGACGUUUGUGCUUUUCACAUCAAAACAAAUUUUAAAUAAACUGUUUUCUGUGUCAAAAUUUGUGUUGUUCCGUUAAAAAAAGCAAUUCUAUUAGUGUAUACACAUACACAUUUAUAUAAUUUUUGUUUUUCAAAAAACUAAAAUUUUUGUUACAAUGACAAGACGUGGUACAGCUCGUAAAACACUUCAAGUAACCUCUCCGCCAAAACCGCUGGCGAAGACUCCAAAAAAGGCGCAGAUGUGUCGUUCACCAAACAUCGACAAACAACCGGCGAAAUCGGUAUACACCAUGACUUCCCGUGAUUUCCAAAGCGACACAAAUGCACACGUCGAAGUAAUUGCGGAGAAUUUAAAAGAUUUUUGUUGCAUCAAUUUCUUCCAAGCGGCGAUAAUGCAUAAUAAACAUCUCUUUCGUGGUCGCACGGUUUUGGACAUAGGUUGUGGUGUGGGUAUACUCUCAUUGUUUGCCGCCAAGGCUGGUGCGGCGCAUGUGUAUGCGGUGGACUCAUCAAAUGUGCUGGAUUACACAGAACAAAUUGUACGCGAUAAUGGUUAUGUCGAUGUUAUACAUGUGAUCAAAGGAUCAUUGGAAAAUAUUGUGCUGCCAGUUGAAGAAGUUGAUAUCAUUAUAUGCAAUUGGUUGGGUUAUUCAAUGUUAUUUCAAGCGGCUUGUAAUUCGGUAAUUUAUGCACGUGACAAAUGGCUGAAGAAGGAUAAUGGUAUUAUACUACCCGAUGUGGCAAAAUUAUUUAUGGCUGCAAUAGAGGAUAAUAAGCGCAAGAAUGAGCGCGUCGAAUGGUGGAACGAUGUGUAUGGUGUAAAUAUGAAAUGUGUGCGUGAUUUUGCAUUAUCCGAACCAAGUUUUCAACUAGUGGAACCAAAGCAGUUAAUGAGCACGCAAUUCGGCGUAAAGUAUCUCAACAUGUACACCGCCACAAAGAAGGACUUGCAAUUCCGUUGCAAAUAUAUGUUAGAAAUGCAACGUGGUGGACAUAUGGAUGGCAUUGUCACCUAUUUCCAUGUUUUCUUCUCAAAGUCGCAUACACCAAUGGGUUUCAGCACAGAUCCUUCGGUAUGGCGUACACAUUGGAUGCAAACGGUAUUUUUCUUUGACAAAUCUGUCUACGUCAAAGCUGGUGAACUUUAUUAUGGUGGCAUAGAAAUGUGUUCGGUCGGUGACGGUUGUAAUCUCAAUAAUAUGGAGUUGAGCCUCGAAAUGUUCAGUGGCGAUCCCUCUCAAUUACAACUAGAAGCAGAAAUGCGCUGGAAAAUGAAACCGCACGCCGCUAUAAUAAAUGAUAGAAUUCUGGAAAAGAGUGAAACAAUUGCCGAAAAAAGUGACGCGAGUGUAAAAAAUAAAAUCGCUAAGGAUGAAAAAGAAAAGCAGCACGUUGAUACUAAAAUCUUGCUUGCGCCAAAGAAAAAUGAUUGUUCACCCAAAGAGUCUAUAGCAAAAACGGUUAAAGAGUACUCUGUAACAAAUGUACCUACCAGCGUAGAAAUUGGCAAUUACUCAUACCCCUGCAAUGUAGUGAAGCGGAACAAGAAAGUAAAGAAUUCAAAGAAGGGCUAAAAAUACCACCUGUAAAGGAGUCUAGUGAUUCUAUUGUUAUGUUUUAUAUACCUCAACAUUUCCAACUGUACAAAUAUAAACUGUUUUAUACACAGAGAUAAGGCUGAAUUUUGGAUAACUAUUUAAUCCAAUAUUGUCAUUACUAAAAGAAAGAAAUUAUAUUACAUUUAUUAAAAAUAAUAUACAUAUAUUGUGGUUCUUUGUGUAUUGUGGUUUAUUUUAGUAGUGCUUUGAAAGUGAAUAUUAUUGUAAAUAUCAACAACAUACGUUGUAAAUGUGUUUUCUUUACUUGAAUGAAAGUUCAUAUUAAAUGUGGUGUGUCCAGUACAACUGAAAACUUGCAUUGCUCAUGCUGAAUGAGCCAACUACGUCAUCUGUAACUGCUCUAAUGGUGAUUCAUUGAUACUUCUAUACUGUUUUCGUCAUUUCAACAGUUUUCCUCUGCCGUUUCUUGAGUUGUUUGUGUGCUCAAAAUAUACGCUUUGUAGAAUUUGAUGCUUUUAUGAACACAUUGCUUGCCUAGUUGAGUCAACAUCAUAAAUCAUAUAUCACAAGACCACGAAGCCUACUACCGUUCCCACGACAGCCUGGUCUACAUUAUCGGAACAGAUCCGGACUUUAAUCCCGCCAAAGGCUGUCAAAUCGGCAGUAUUCUUUAAAUUUUUUUGGCGAAUGUUUUAUGCCGCUACAACAACAACAUCUACUUGAAACCAUUUUUGUGUCUAGUCGAAAUUGUUUUUUUAAAAACGCAGCAAUUUACAAAAAUUAAGUCAAUACUUUAUUAAUGUUUUCCUUUAAUACAACUGCAUACACUAAUAAUGUAUUUUCAACCAAUAACUAUAAAUAUUGGCUUUAAAUGUUAUUUUUAGCUCAACAAUUUUAGUAAUUAUGCUUUAUUUUCGUAAUAAGUUAAUAAUUGCAUAUAUAUUUUCCAAUGAAUUAACACAAUGAAUUCAAUUAACAAUACAAUUUCAUUUAGUUACUUAAGGUACAAACAUUUUACCGUUAACAUAUUUGUAUGUUUGUGUCUAUGGUGUGUAUGUAUGUAUGUAUGUACAACAACUGCAAAGCAAUUACAAUAGUAGUUUGUUUGGGGACUAUUAUACCUAUAUAAUUGCAUAUAAAAGCUCAUAAGUUGAAAAUGCGAAACUUCGUGUGCACAUACAUACAUUUCAUAU
This is a messenger RNA of Zeugodacus cucurbitae (melon fly), 2790 nucleotides long. RefSeq lists its product as uncharacterized. The coding region runs from base 194 to 1612 and encodes 472 amino acids. The transcript is spliced from 2 exons. Gene Ontology annotation, cellular component: nucleus. NCBI's taxonomy places the organism in Eukaryota, Metazoa, Arthropoda, Insecta, Diptera, Tephritidae. Gene Ontology annotation, molecular function: protein-arginine N-methyltransferase activity. Gene Ontology annotation, biological process: peptidyl-arginine methylation. The record is from RefSeq and is a predicted model, not a curated record.